AUGUCCUGGAGCACCCUCGUGCUCGUCUGCAUCAUCCUGCAUCGCUGCCCCACCCUGCAUCAUGGUGGUGUGGUCGCCAUCGCCGCGCCCAUGCCACAACCCACCCUGACCUCCAUUGGCAUGGAGCUAGAGCUCCCUCGAGCUCUCCCGAAGCCCUCCCACGUUCCUGCGGCGUCCAGCGGUGGUGAUCGGAGGCGAUUGGUGGUGAUGGGGGAUACGUCUCCUAAGAAGAGCGACGGGAAGAGCGGCAACAGCGGUGGCGGAAAGUACAUGCCGCCAGCAGCCAGGAGGCCGAGCACAGGCGACAGUGAUGACGCCGUGGUGCUGGCUGCUCCAUCGAGAGCCACCAAUGUGCCCGUGCAGUACCCCAUGCUGACGGACACGAACUACUCUUUGUGGGCUAUCAAGAUGAAAGUGCUGAUGAAGGCGCUACGCGUCUGGUCGGUGAUUGACGGCUCCGGCGAGUACGACCAAGCGGCGGACGAGGGGGCCUUCGCAGCGCUCUCCCAGUCCGUCUCGGAUCAUGUUAUGCUGCAGGUUGCAGACUAUGACACCGCGCAGGAGGCGUGGGAGAUGAUCCGAUGUGCCCGCGUCGGAGAGGAUCGCGUGAAGAAGGCACGCGCGUGGCAACUGAAAAGGCAGUUCGAUCGCCUUAACAUGGCGGACGGGGAAACUAUCCCAAAGUUUGCCAGGAAACUCACCACACUGGUGAGCGAGAUCCGCUCCCUCAGCGUCACCUUUGGGGAAGAGGCCAUGGUGGAUCGUCUAUUCAGCGCCGUCCCGGAUCGCUUCGCCAACAUCGUCAACACCAUCGAGCAGUGA
Messenger RNA from Aegilops tauschii subsp. strangulata, 822 nucleotides. NCBI's taxonomy places the organism in Eukaryota, Viridiplantae, Streptophyta, Magnoliopsida, Poales, Poaceae. The record is from RefSeq and is a predicted model, not a curated record.